Lates calcarifer (barramundi perch) is the source of this 10285-nucleotide messenger RNA. RefSeq lists its product as uncharacterized. The transcript has 14 exons. Bases 316 to 8463 code for a protein of 2715 amino acids. Lineage: Eukaryota; Metazoa; Chordata; Actinopteri; Centropomidae. The record is from RefSeq and is a predicted model, not a curated record. Gene Ontology annotation, molecular function: GTP binding.
UUCACUUUCAGUCCUGGCUGAGACUGAUGGCGGCGCGAGCAGAGCAGCGGAGCAGGAAACUCAGACUAAACUUCAGAAAUAACAAAAGAGGCUAAAUACAACCUGUCGGGAACGCGGACUGAUCAGGAGAACUGAUUAUAUAAAAGCAUCAGAAAACACACCGAUGUCCAAAACUGAUUAUCGAUCAUCUGCGGAUUUCAGCGGUUAAAACAGAGGCAGGAAGAAGAGUUACACAGCAACACAUCUGGGCGAGGAGGAGUACUGAAUAUUCGUUACUCUUCAUUUAACCCCCCCCCCCAGCUGAAUUAGUCUGUGAUGUUCUCAGCAGAGUUCAAUAUGGCGUCUGCAGCGUCAGAUGAUGAUCAUUUAAAUUCCAAGAAGCGCAGCAGCAGCCCUGAGCAUGACCGUCCUAACUUCACAGAUGAUAUACAACCCAGGAAGUGCGAAGAGAGCAUGGAGGAGCCUCCUGACUUGUGUGAGCUGAGGGUUGUUCUGCUGGGGAACAGCUGGUCUCAGAGGAGUUCAGUGGGGAACUUCAUACUGGGAGAGACUGUGUUCAACACAGAGGAAGAAGCAGACUGCUGUCUGAGACUUGGGGGACAGUUGAAGGAGAAAAAAAUAAUUUUCAUCAACACCCCAGAUCUGCUGCUUCCUGACAUCUCUGAACACAAACUGACAGAACAUGUGAAACACUGUGUGAGACUCUGUGAUCCUGGACCUCAUGUGUUCCUGCUGGUUCUACAGCCUGAAGACUUCACUGAGGACCAGAAGAAGAGGCUCUGCAGAGUCCUUCAACUCUUCAGUGAUCAAUCAUUUGAUCAUUCACUGGUUCUGAUAUCAACACCCAGAGAGAAGAGGACAAGUCUCAUAGAAAAAUAUAAACACCAUCCAGUGUUUGGAGACAUGAUCGGAAAAUGUAGACGCUGGUUGUUGUGGCAGAAACUUGAAGGUUCAGAUCUGUUAACAAUCAUGGAGCAAAUUGUAAAAGAGAACAAUGGAGAUCAUGUGACCUGUGAUGUGUUUGAGGACACACAGUCCGAUAUAUCCAGUGGGUUUGGAAGCCUGAGACAAGAUGAAGCAGCCAGAGUCAAUGUGGAUCCUUCUGGAGCUGCUGGACUGAAAUCCCUCUUGGAUUCAGCAAAAAAAGUUGGUGUCAACUUCCCUGAGCUCAGGAUUUUGCUGGUUGGAAAAAGUGAAGACAAGAAGACAAAACUUUGUAAUAUUAUUCUGGGGGAGCAAGGAUUUCAUUUCCAAAAUCUUUUACCAAUCAAACAAUGUGUGGCCACCUGUGGAGAGUGGAGAGGAAAAUCUCUAACAGUAGUAAAAACAUCAGACAGGUUCAGUCUGUCUGAACAGACAGUGAGAAGAGAGGUGAAGAGAUGGAUGAAUCUGUGUUUCCCUGGACCAAAUGUUCUGCUGCUGUUAGUGAAACCUUCUGAGUUCAACAGAGAGAACGAACAGAGGCUGAAGUUCAUCCUGAGUUUGUUUGGUCAAGAUGCUUUUAGAUACUCAAUGGUCGUCAUAACAGAUAAGAAGAGUGGAACACAUUCAACUGUGAAUCAGCUGAUUAGAGACUGUGGAGGAAGAUACUACAACAUGUUUGAAAGUGACCAGAGUCAGUUAAUGCAGAAGAUUGAGAACAUUGUGCAUGAAAACAAAGGAACCUUCCUCACCUUCACUGAAGAGACCAAACCAUCUUUAAACCUGGUUCUGUGUGGGAGGAGAGGAGCAGUGAAGACUUCAGCAGCCAAGGCCAUUUUAGGUCAGACAGAGCUUCAUUCAGUCUCCACCUCAUCAGAGUGUGUUAAACAUCAGGGAGAGGUGUGUGGACGUUGGGUUUCCCUGGUGGAGCUGCCUGCCUUGUAUGGAAAACCUCAGGAGGCAGUGAUGAAGGAAUCAUUCAGGUGUAUCUCCCUCUGUGAUCCUGAGGGCGUCCAUGCCUUCAUCCUGGUCCUACCUGUGGGUCCCCUCACUGAUGAAGACAAGGGAGAGUUAGAGACCAUCCAGAACACAUUCAGCUCUCCAGUCAAUGACUUCACCAUGAUUCUGUUCACUGUGGAGUCAGAUCCUACAGCUCCAGCUGUUGUUGACUUUGUAAAGGGCAAACACAUCCAGGAGCUCUGUCAGAGCUGUGGGGGAAGAUCUGUUGUUCUCAACAUGAAGAACAAACAGCAGAUCCCAGAUCUGUUGGACACUGUGGACAAAAUGAGACUCUCCAAAGAACCAUCCUGCUACACAACAGAGACAUUUGCACAUGUUCAAAUAGGAAAGAUCACCACUCUACAGGCUGAAGUUGAGAACCGGAACCGGACAAUCACUGUCGGUUGUGAUGAAGAGAAACAGAGUCCAGAGAGUCUCAGGAUUGUGCUGAUAGGGAAGACUGGCAGUGGAAAGAGCUCUUCAGGAAACACUAUUCUGGGAAGAAAGGAGUUUAAAGCUGGAUUAAGUCAAACAUCAGUCACCAAGUGUUGUCAGAAAGAACAGAGUGAAGUGGACGGUCGUCCUGUUGUUGUGGUCGACACUCCUGGUCUGUUUGACGAUAGGUUGUCCCAUGAUCAGGUUAAUGAGGAGAUGGUGAAAUGUAUCAGUCUUCUGGCUCCAGGACCACAUGUCUUCCUGUUGGUGUUACAGAUUGGACGAUUCACACCAGAGGAGAAGGAGACACUGAAACUCAUCAAAGAAGUCUUUGGGAAGAAUUCAGAGAAGUUCACCAUCAUUCUUUUAACUGGAGGAGAUAAACUGGAACACGAGGAACUGUCCAUUGAAGAAUACAUUAAAGAGAAAUGUGAUGAUUCCUUUAAGAAGCUGAUCUCUGACUGUGGAGGAAGAUACCAUGUGUUUAACAACUAUGAAAAACACAAUCACACACAAGUCAGUGAACUGAUCAACAAGAUCAACACCAUGGUGAAGAAAAAUGGAGGCAGCUGCUUCACUAAUGAGAUGCUGCAAGAGGCUGAAGCAGCGAUAAAGAAAGAAAUGGAGAGGAUCCUGAAGGAGAAGGAAGAAGAGAUGAAGAGAGAAAGAGAGGAGCUAGAGAGAAAACAUGAAGAAGAAAUGCAAGCUAUGAAAAUAAGAAUGGAAGAACAGAGAGCAGAAAUUGAACGAGAGAGAAAACUGAGAGAAAAACAGCUCAAGGAAAUGGAGGAAAAUAUCAGCAAGGAACAUGAGCAAAGAAAGACAGAACAGGAAAUAAGAGAAAAAGAGGACAGUAUGAAGAGACAUCAGGAAGACAUUCAACGACAGGAGUGGGCACAAAAAAUUAAAGACCUGGAGGAUAAAAUGAGAUCAGAAUCAGAAUCAAAGGAAAACAUUGACAGAAAACUGAAGGAGAGAACAGAAGAGAUGAAAAAACAACAAGAGGCCUGGGAGAAGGAACGAAAAGAGUGGUGGGAAAAACGAAAAGAAGAUGAUGAACAGAGAAAACAAGAGGAACAAAUGAAAAUUAGGAAUCUCCAAGAAAAAUAUGAUCAAGAAAGAGAAAAGUCUGAAAACAAGAGAAAAGAAGAGGACAGAAUCAGAAGGGAACAGGAAGAGAAGGAACGUAAAAAGUUAGAGGAAAAGUAUAAGAUGGAAAUGGAGAAUAUGAAGAAGAAAUAUGAAGAGGAGGCCAGAAAACAAGCUGAAGAAUUCAAUGAGUUCAAAGAUAAAAUGGAGGAGGACUUUGCAGCUCAGAUAGACAAACACAUGAAAGAAGUGAUGGAUCUGAAGCAAGAGCAUGAGGAAAACAUGAAGGAGAAACAGGAGGAAUAUAAAAGGUUAAUGGAUCUCUCAGAACACAAUGAAAAAAGUCUGAAACAAUCUAUGGAUGAACUGCAGGACAAACAUAAACAGGAAACAACUGAUCUGAUCCUGAUACUUCUGACACAAAAGAAAGAGAACAGGAAAAAAAUGAGGAAGGAGCAGGAAACACAGAGAAGAGAGGUGGAUGACCUGAAGAACGAGCUUUCAAUGGAAUACAAAAGAAAAAAGAAGAAACACCUGGAUAAAUUAAAGAAAAAACACAAAGAGGAAAUGAAAUCUUUGGAACAAGAACUUCAGAGCAAAGAAGAUCAGAGGAUAAGAAAGACUGAGCUGUCCAUCAAACAGGACCAAGAAAAGAAUGAGCUGAAACUGAAACUUUUGAGUGAACAGCACCAACAUCAGAAGGAAGAACUGGAUAAAUUACAGAAACAACAUGAACAAAAACUGAAUGAAUUAAAACAGAAACUUGUGGAAAAAAAUGAAAGAGAUGAGAAAGAAAAGAUGGAUGAGCUGCAGAGGAAACACAAAGAGGAGAUGAAUGAGUUGGAACGAGUUAUGACCCAAAACAAAGACAGUGACAGACAAGACCUGGAAGAACUGCAGAAAAAACAUGAAACAGAAAUGAGAGACCUGAGAGAGAAACUUUUGACCCCUGAUGAGAAACAGUCCUGUUUCAUUUCUUGGAUCAGUCUGUUCUCAGCAGAGUUCACUAUGGCGUCUGCAGCCCCAGAUGAUGGUGAUGUGCGCAGCAGCAGCCCUGAGCGUGAUCGUCCUGACUUUACAGUUGAAGCUCAACCUCUGAAGCGAAGCAGCAGCUUUCAAUUCCUUCCACCUCACUUUUCUGAGCUGAGGGUUGUUCUGCUGGGGAACAGCUGGUCUCAGAGGAGUUCAGUGGGGAACUUCAUACUGGGAGAGACUGAGUUCAACACAGAGGAAGAAGCAGACUGCUGUCAGAGAGUCAGAGGACAGGUGGAGGAGAAAGAAAUAGUUCUCAUCAACACCCCAGAUCUGCUGCUUCCUGACAUCUCUGAACACAAACUGACAGAACAUCUAGAAACCUGUGUGAGACUCUGUGAUCCUGGACCUCAUGUGUUCCUGCUGGUUCUACAGCCUGAAGACUUCACUGAGGAACAGAAGGAGAGGCUCUGCAGAGUCCUUCAACUCUUCACUGAUCAAUCAUUUGAUCAUUCACUGGUUCUGAUAUCAACACCCAGAGAGGAGAGGUCAGGCUCUGGAGAAAAACAUGAACCAGAUCAGAUCUUAAAAGACAUGAUGAGAACAUGUAGAUACAGAAACCUGAAGCAGGAGAACCUGGAACGUUCAGAGCUGUUAACACGGUUGGGUCAAACUGUAAAAGAGAACAAUGGAGAACAUGUGAGCUGUGAUCCAGCAGCAGGUUCAACUCAUGAUCAGGAAAACCUGAAACACGAAGAAGGAGUCAGUCAUUUGGAUUCCCCAGAAGCUGUUGCAGGUGGACUCAGGGUUGUGAUGAUUGGAAAAAGCGAGGACAAAAAGAAAACACUAUACAACUUGAUCACUGGCAGCAAACAGAUUAAAAUUUUCAAAGACAAACAGUGUGUGUCCACCUGUGGACAGUGGAGAGGAAAACCACUAACAGUGGUGAAAACUCCAGACAUCCUCAGUCUAUCUGUUGAAGCAGUGAGAGAAGUGAUGAAGAGCUGUGUGAGUCUUUGUCGUCCUGGACCAAAUGUUCUGCUGCUGUUAGUGAAACCUUCUGAUUUCACUGAGGAGAACAGAAAAACACUGAAGUUCAUCCUGAGUUUGUUUGGUCAAGAUGCUUUUAGAUACUCAAUGGUCGUCAUAACACACGAGGGGAUCGGAAUGAGUGACUCUGUUAUUGGACUCCUCAAAGACUGUGGAGGAAGAUACUACAACAUGUCUGACAGUGACCACAGAGUGUUAAUGCAGAAGAUUGAGAACAUUGUGCACAAAAACAGAGGAACCUUCCUCACCUUCACUGAAGAGACCAUAAGACCAAAGUCUGAACACAUCAAACCAUCUUUAAACCUGGUUCUGUGUGGGAGGAGAGGAGCAGGGAAGACUUCAGCAGCCAAGGCCAUUUUAGGUCAGACAGAGCUUCAUUCAGUCUCCACCUCAUCAGAGUGUGUUAAACAUCAGGGAGAGGUGUGUGGACGCUGGGUUUCCCUGGUGGAGCUGCCUGCCUUGUAUGGAAAACCUCAGGAGGCAGUGAUGGAGGAAUCAUUCAGGUGUAUCUCCCUCUGUGAUCCUGAGGGCGUCCAUGCCUUCAUCCUGGUCCUACCUGUGGGUCCCCUCACUGAUGAAGACAAGGGAGAGUUAGAGACCAUCCAGAACACAUUCAGCUCUCCAGUCAAUGACUUCACCAUGAUUCUGUUCACUGUGGAGUCAGAUCCUACAGCUCCAGCUGUUGGUAACUUUCUAAAGGAAAACAAGAACAUCCAGGAGCUCUGUCAGAGCUGUGGAGGAAGAUCUGUUGUUCUCAACAUCAAGGACAAGAGGCAGAUUACUGAGAUGCUGGAUGCUGUGGAAAAAAUUAGACUCUACAAAGAACCAUCCUGCUACACAACAGAGAUGUUUGCACAGGCCCAAAUAGAAAAGAUCAUAAAACAAGAGAAACACAUAAUCACGCUAGAAGCCGAACUUGAGAACUGGAAAACAAAAAGCACUGUCAGUUGUGAUGAAGAGAAGCAGAGUCCAGAGAGUCUCAGGAUUGUGCUGAUAGGGAAGACUGGCAGUGGAAAGAGCUCUUCAGGAAACACCAUUCUGGGAAAAGAGGAGUUUAAAUCUGGCUUAGGUCAAAAAUCAGUCACAAUGUUUUGUCAGAAAGCACAGAGUGAAGUGGACGGUCGUCCUGUUGCUGUGGUCGACACUCCUGGUCUGUUUGAUACAACUUUUUCUCAUGAUCAGGUUAAUGAGGAGAUGGUGAAAUGUAUCAGUCUUCUGGCUCCAGGACCACAUGUCUUCCUGUUGGUGUUACAGAUUGGACGACUCACAUCAGAGGAGAAGGAGACACUGAAACUCAUCAAGAAAGUCUUUGGGAAAAAUUCAGAAAAGUUCACCAUCAUUCUUUUAACUGGAGGAGAUAAACUGGAACGUGUGAAACUGUCUGUUGAAGAAUACAUUGAUAAUGAAUGUGAUGAUUCCUUUAAGAAGCUGAUCUCUGACUGUGGAGGAAGAUACCAUGUGUUUAACAACUAUGAUCAACACAAUCACACACAAGUCAGUGAGCUGAUCAACAAGAUCAACACCAUGGUGAAGGAAAAUGGAGGCAGCUGCUACACUAAUGAGAUGCUGCAAGAGGCUGAAGCAGCGAUACAGAAAGAAGUGGAGAGGAUCCUGAUGGAGAAGGAAGAAGAGAUGAAGAGAGAGAGAGAGGAACUAGAGAGAAAACAUGAGGAAGAAAUACAAGAAAUGAAAAGAAGAAUGGAAGAAACUGAACAGGACAGAAAACUGACAGACAAACGGCUCAAGGAAAUGAAGGAAAACAUCACAAAAGAAUGUGAAAAGAGAAAGAAGGAACAGGAAAUUAGAGAAGAGGAGGAAAGAAAGAAAAGACAACAGGAACAAUUUCAACAACAGGAGUGGGAACAAAAAAUUAAAGACCUGGAGGAUAAAAUAAGAUCAGAGUCAGAAUCAAAAGAAACUACUAACAGAGAGCUGAAGGAAAGUAAAGAGGAGAUGAGAAAACGACAAGACGCCUGGGAGAAGGAAAGAAAAGAGUGGUGGGAAAAACGAAAACAAGAAGAUGAAAAGAGACAACAGGAGGAACAAAGACUCCAAGAAGAAUAUGAGCAAGAGAGAAUUAAAUCUGAGAGAAGAAAAGAAGAGGACAGAAUCAGGAGGGAACAGGAGGAGAAGGAGCGUAAAGAGUUGGAAGAAAACCACAAGAUGGAAAUGGAGAAUAUGAAGAAGAAAUAUGAAGAGGAGGCCAGAAAACAAGCUGAAGAAUUCAAUGAAUUCUUUGCAGCUCAGAUCGAAAAACACAUGAAAGAAGUGAUGGAUCUGAAGCAACAGCAUGAGGAAAACAUGAAGGAGAAACAGGAUGAAUAUAACAUGUUGAUGGAUCUCUCAGAACACAGUGAAAAAAGUCUGAAACAAUCUAUGGAUGAACUGCAGGACAAACAUAAACAAGAAACAACUGAUCUGAUCCUGAUACUUCUGACACAAAAGAAAGAGAACAGGAAAAAAAUCAGGAAGAUGCAGGAAACACAGAGAAGAGAGGUGGAUGACCUGAAGAACGAGCAUUCAGAUGAAAACAAAAGAAAAGAGAAGGAACAACUGGAUAAAUUAAAGAAAAAACACAAAGAGGAAAUGAAAUCUUUAGAACAAGAACUUCAGAGCAAAGAAGAUCAGAAGAUGAGAAAGACUGAGCUGUCCAUCAAACAGGACCAAGAAAAGAAUGAGCUGAAACUGAAACUUUUGAAUGAACAGCAACAUCAGAAGGAAGAACUGGAUAAAUUACAGAAACAACAUGAACAAAAACUGAAUGAAUUCAAACAGAAACUUGUGGAAAAAAAUGAAAGAGAUGAAAAAGAAAAAAUGGAUGAGCUGCAGAGGAAACAUGAAGAAGAGAUGAAUGAGUUGAAACGAUUCAUGACCCAAGCUGAAGGCAGUGACAGACAAGAACUGGAAGAACUGCAGAAAAAACAUGAAACAGAAAUGAAAGAGCUGAGAGAGAAACUCUUGACCCCAAAUCAGCAACAGCCAUGUUUCAUUUCAUGAGUAAACCCAUUGUGUCAUUGUGUAUUUUUAUUCUCUUCAAGCUUCAAGAGGCUUCUCAUGUGUAAUCUGUACAGUUCAAAGGGUUCAGGUGUUGAUCCUGUCUGUUGUAAGGUUAGUGGAAAAGACAGUGUUUAGACCGUCCCUCCCUCAGACAACCAGGUUCUACAUGUGACUGCAGACAGUGUGAUGAAGACCUUCUCUAUGGUGAACCCUCACAGAGCAGCUGUCUGAAUGAUUACAGCCCCACAGCACUCACACCAUCACCACCACUGAGAGACUGGUCCUGCAGAACAUUAAGUCCAGACUCUCUGUCAAGACUUGACCCUGUUCAAUUUACUGAAGACACCUCUAACAUCUGUCCUCCACCCAACCCCCUCCCACCUGGAAAAACGUCCUAUGAAAAAGUAAGUACACCCUCUUUGAAUUCUGUGGUUUUAAUUCUAUCAGGACAUAAUAAAAAAGAAUUUGGUCCCUACCAGGUUAUACAGUUAUUUAAAUCUAACCUAACCUUCAAAAAUGAAGCCAAGCGUCGCUGCAGUUCAUUCAGGUUUGCACGCAUUCCUUUAUGCACGGCUCUCUUAAGGUCCCACCACAGCUUUUUAAAGUAGUUGAGGUCUGGACUUUAACUGGGCCACUGCAACACCUUGAUUCUUUUCUUUUUCAGCCAUUCUGUUGUAGAUUUGUGUUGCUGGUGUGCAAACAAAUCUUGCAUGACCCAACCUCAGCCAAGCUUUACUGGUCAGAAAUAUGGCCUCACAUUUGACUCUAGAAUACUUUGGUAUUCAGAGGAGUUCAUGACUGACUAAGUGCCUGCAAGGUGCCCGGGUCCUGUAGCUGGAAAACAAACCUAAGCCAUCUGUCCUCCAUCACCGUGCUCGACAGUUGGCAUGAGGUGUUUGGUUUUCACCAAACAUGGAGCUGUGCAUUUUGGCCAAACAUCUCCACUUUGGUCUCCUCUGUCCAAAAGACAUGGUUCCAGAAGUCUUGUGGUUUGUUCAGAUGCAACUUUGCAAACCUGGGCAGUGCUGUCAUGUUUUUUUCAGAGAAGAGGCUUUCUCCUGACAACCCUUCCAAACAAUCCAACAAAAGACAUACUAGUCUUUUUCUAAUUGUACUGUCAUGAACCUUAAAAUGCUAACUGAGGCCUGUAGAGUCUGAGUUGUAGCUAUUGGGUUGAAUUUGUUGGAAUGUCCACUCCUGUGAAGAUUGGCAACUGUCUUGAAUGUUGUGAAUAAUCUUUCUCACUGCAGAAUGAUGGACUUCAAAUUGUUUGGAAAUGGCCUUAUAACUUUUACUAGAUUGAUGGGCAGCAACAACUGCUUCUCUAAGAUCAUUGCUGAUGUCUUUCCUCCUUGGCAUUGUACUAACACACACCUCAAUGCUCCAGACCAGCAAACUGCCCAAACCUCUGCUUUUAUAGAGGUGAUCACACUUGCUGAUAAUAAAUUAAUCAAGGUCAUUUGAUCAGCAGUUCCUGGCUGAUACUUACCCUCUUAAUGAAGCAGUAAGGGUGUGCUUAACUUUUCACACACUGCUUCUGCAUUUUGGCCAAGUUUUUGUUAAAUAAAUAAUAAUAUAGCAUAAUAUGUCAUAUGUUGUUGUUCCUCCUUGUUUACCUAAUUUUAAGACCUGCUAAAGACCAGAUGUUUUUUUUAUGUCCUGAUACAUAAAAUCAUAGAAUUCACAGAUGGUGUACUUUGUUUUUCACAUGACUGUAUAUCAGGGUGCUGUUCACUGUCUUUAUCUCAACCUUCAACAAAGCUGUCCUACAACACCUGAUUAUGGAGCUGAGCCAGCUCAACCUCAACACCUCCCUCUGCAC